Molecule: messenger RNA, 3155 nt
Organism: Capra hircus (goat)
Lineage: Eukaryota; Metazoa; Chordata; Mammalia; Artiodactyla; Bovidae
Gene: DBF4B
Product: DBF4 zinc finger B
Exons: 13
Biological process (GO): regulation of cell cycle phase transition; positive regulation of nuclear cell cycle DNA replication
Cellular component (GO): Dbf4-dependent protein kinase complex; nucleus
Molecular function (GO): zinc ion binding; nucleic acid binding; protein serine/threonine kinase activator activity
Source: RefSeq, a predicted model, not a curated record
CCGGAGCUUGAAAGAACCCAUGGAGCCCGCGACUGGGAUACGGCGGCCUUGAAGGAGUACGGAGACUGGGAAAGAGCAGAGAAUUGGAAGAGGGAUCCGGGAAAGGGCAACGAUCGCCUUCAGCUGGAGAGUUCAAUGGAUGAGAGUAGGCUACGGGCUCCGGACCCAGGAGCUCAGCUUGGAGUUUCCAGUUGUCUGGGAAAAUGCCAGAGGAGCUCACCAGAUGCCAGGAGGCAGCCCUUUUCUGGAAAAUCCUUCUACUUGGAUCUGCCUGCCGGCAAGAACCUCCAGUUUUUGACAGGGGCCAUUCAGCAGCUGGGUGGGGUAAUUGAAGGUUUUCUGAGCAAAGAAGUAAGUUACAUCGUGUCCAGCCGCAGGGAGGCGAAGGCCGAGAGCAGCAGGACAAGUCACAGAGGCAGCCCCAGCCCCAGCGAGGUCACAGUGGACACACCGCCCGUGGCCAACCCAAAAGGCAGCCGUGCCAGGCCCGCACAGAAAGCCAUGGACCCAGUGCCUAUGAGCAGAGGGAAGGAGCUCCUGCAGAAGGCCAUCAGAAACCAGGGCAGCAGCAGCGGAGGCGGCAGUGGGCACAGCAGCAGCCUCCUGAGCAACGCCCGCUCCUGGGGGGUGCAGAUUCUCCACGUGGACGAAAUGCUGAUACGGGUGCAGCAACUGUCUCUUGAUGCUCCACAUGUGAAGAAACAAGGGCUGAAGAAGCCAGAGGGAACAUGUCCAGCAGAGUCAAGAACACGGAAAGUGGCCAGACUGAAGGCACCGUUCCUCAAAGUCGAAGAUGAGAGCAGGAAGUUUCGUCCUUUCCACCUUCAGUUUAAAUCCUUUCCUGAAAUUUCUUUUCUGGGACCCAAAGCCGCCAGUCCUUUUGAGGCCCCGAUGACUCCAAGCAGUUCACACCAUACCAGAGAGGCCAAGGACCAGGAGCCAAGCCGGCGAUCAGCUGCCUGCACUGUGCCCAGGAGGAGGAAAGGGUACUGUGAGUGCUGCCAAGAAGCCUUCGAGGAGCUGCACAGGCAUCUCCAGAGCCCCCGGCACCAGGGCUUUGCCCUGGAAGCCCACCUGUACGCUGAAGUCGAUCGGAUCAUCGCCCAGCUGAGCCACAGCUUUGCAGACGCCCCCUUCCAGGCCAGCCUCCCCGGGCAGCCAGGCUCCUUGGCUUCAGACUGUGACCCUCUAUGUCCUGAGCCUCCGCCUCCCCACUGGCCCUCCCCUCUCAGGGCAGCGUCUCCCUGGAGGAGGAAUGACGGUCAUCAGCAGGCCCCAGGUGCCACCGAGCAUGGUGGGACUGUGAGUGGCAUGAAGGCAGCAGCAGAGCCUGUGGAGGCGGGCAAGAUUCCUGAACCGAUAGCGAGCUGCUGGGAGCUGAAGGGGUCAGCUGACAGCUUUGGGGACCCCCUAGAGACCUCAGGCUCUGGGAGCCCUGCUUACCAGGGCCUCCUAACCAGCUCAGGACUUACUGAACUCUCCUCUGGCCCAGAGCUGCCUCAUUUUGGCCACAAGCGGAAGGUUCAGUUCCCCGGUGGCAGUGCUGAGAAGAGGCCAGGUGCAUCCUGGCCACAAGCCUCACUCUUUGUCCCAAGAGCCCCCAGCCCCUGUGGCACCCCCAGCUCCUGUGGUAUCAGGACAACCAGCAGCAAGCACCUUCCCCUUCCAGGCUAUGAGCCUAGGUCUCUGGCCUCCCUCCAGCCUGUGCACCACCCACAGGGAGAGACCUGCCUCACCCUCCCAGGCGGCCCCCCAAUAGAUUGGCAGAGUGCUGGGCCACACAGGCUCCCUGGCCUGGGGCAGGAAGGCCCCCAGGACCUAAGUGUUCUGAGGGUGCCGCCCCUGGCCCUGCCUCCCAGCAGGCUGAGCAGCUCCGGGCCAGCUGCCAGCCCACCUGCCCUCAGCUGCAGGCACGGAGCCCCCAGGAGGACCUGCAGAGAGCCCGGCUGCCUUUCCCUGCCACCCUCUGCCAGCCAGCAGGCGGACCAGCUGCUCCCAAUGGUUCUGGACCUCCCAGCCUCUUCCAGGCCCCUGACUCCCAACCCCAGCCCACUGCCAACAGAGAACUACUUCUAUGAGUCCCCGCCCAGCCCUGGGCAUGCAGCUCUGGGGCCAGACAACUCCCAACUUGAGGGCAAGUUAUAUGUCAGCUGAGGGGUACACACCCAGCCCAGGCCAACCAGACACACAAGGAGGAGCCGACCCGGAGUCUGGCCCUGGACGAUCAUGGCUGAGCUCUAGGUGCAUUAGAUGGAGCCAGUCCUCCCGGCCACCAAGUCUUCAGGGCUGGGGGCUGCCCUCUCCAGCCAUGGAUCGUGCAGGCGCGGCCAGCUGCUCAGGCCGGGAGGCAGGGGUAAGGUUGGCAUAGGGAGGGCCCACAGAGAAGCCAGAGCAGCAGCGCCCUGGCCUGUCCCUCUGCAGGCACUUGCUCAGCCAAGAGGGUUAGUUGUCGGUGUUCCCCACCCCCACCCCAGCCUCCUUUCCCACAAGCAUGUGGCUCUCCUACUUUCUGAGAUGCCUGCAUGUUGUCCCCUCCCCCAGCCCCCCACGCUGGUGCACACAGAUCCUCAGGAACAUAUGAAGCAGAGGAGGGGCUCGGCUGCUCCAUUUCCAAAGCUCCCUCCCGUCACACUUACUGGGGGCCUAGCACUGACCCUCCCCUGAGCCCAGGACGUGGCCUGAGCCCCCUCUGGGGCGGCUGCCCACCCAGAGUUCUGUUCCAGGGUCAGUAGCUCACCUGCCAACUUCUGCAUCCCCCUCCUUCCCCAAGGACCUCCCCCCACUUCUUUCAGCUGAGCCAUUAAUCUGGAGACAGGGAUGAGUUUGCUAUCGAUUCUUUGGCCACUUUUUUUUUAUUAUUACAUCUUGUACUGUGGUUCUUCUCACCCUUCUCUGCCUUUGUGUUUGUCUCUUUAAAUGUUGAAGCUCCCAGAAGCCUGGUGCUAUUCUGUAUCUCAUUUUGGAGGAAGAAAGUUGGAGGGGGGGGUGGCGCCUAGAUGCAGGUGAGGACCUGAGUUGUUAGUGUGGAAAUAGAACGGCUAUGUAUACAUUGCUCACAGAAAUCAGGUUUGGCCUUUUCAUGCCAUCCCGUUAAGUUUCACAAUUAAUCUUGGUUCAGAAGAUGUAAAAUAAAUUUAUUAAUAACAAACAGCAAA